AUGAUUUUAGAUGUAACUUAAAGAACUGAGCCAUACACAAUAAAUUUCCGUGUGUCAAAGGAAUAAUUGUGUUAGGUGGCUUAUGCUUGUUAAGAAAGGACAUUUACAGAAGAGAUUGAUAAAUUAGAAGAAUUGGGAGGAGAGGAAUUUAUAGAGGUUAAAGAUAGUUAAAAAUAUAGAUGGCAUUGUGUUCAAAUUAUAAGAAUGGAUUAUAAUUAAAUGAUGUAGUUUUGAGAGAACAGAAUUUCGGUCAUAAUCGUAAACCAAUAAUUCUUCCAAAAUCAUAUUGUUAAUUGUUAUGGAGUGCUUUGGAAGAUUUUACAAUGCGAAUUCUGUGUUUGGCAGCUUUAGUGAGUAUAGCAGUAGAUGUAGGGACAGCAUCAUCUGAUUAUAGAGCAUAUGCAUGGAUAGAAGGUAAAUAGGAAUGUAAGUGAUGUUAGGUUUUGCUAUAUUGGUGGCUGUGAUAAUAUCAACAAAUGCAAAUGCUAUAAAUGAUUAUUAAAAGGAGAAAUAGUUUUAAAAAUUAAAUGCAGUGGCUGAUGAAAGAAAAAGAGUUACAGUAAUUAGGAACGGAUAGAAAUUUGAUAUUCAUAUGAGUGAGGUGUUGGUAGGUGAUGUAGUGAUGAUAUUUGAAGGAAUGGAAAUUCCUGCUGAUGGAAUGGUAUUUGAGGCAUCAGAUUUAACAACAGAUGAGUCAGCAAUGACAGGAGAGACAGAUCCAAUAAAAAAGAAUUAAUUAUCCUAUUGUAUAGCAAAAAGAAAUUAAACAGAUUCAGCAACAGCUGGUCAUCAUGAAGUUCCUUCUCCAAUAAUGAUGAGUGGUACAAGAGUAUUGACAGGAGAAGGCAAGAUGAUUAUUUUAGUAGUUGGAGAUUUAUCUUGUGCUGGUAAAAUAAGUGCUUUACUUCGAUAGGAUGAACCAGAAGGUAUUUUUUAUUUAUUAAUUAAUUAGCUACUCCUUUGUAAGUUAAAUUAGCAGCAAUUGCAGAAGAUAUAGGUAAGUUUGGAUUAUAUAGUGCAAUCAUUAUUGUUAUUGUUAUGUGUAUAAGAUUUGCCAUUGAGAAAUCUUAAAUUGAAUGGGAAAAUAAAUAUAUUGUAGAAAUAGUCAAUUUCUUUAUUAUUGGUAUUACAGUUAUUGUAGUUGCUAUUCCAGAGGGUUUGCCUUUGGCUGUAACACUUUCAUUGGCUUAUUCUACUAAAUAAAUGUUGAGAGAUCAAAAUCUAGUAAGGAAAAUGGCUGCAUGUGAAACGAUGGGUGGAGCAUCUAUGAUAUGUUCUGAUAAAACUGGAACUUUGACAUAAAAUAAGAUGACUCUAGUUAAUAUGUGGAAUGAUAACUUGAUUGAAUUGGAAUCAUAUUCUACUUGUAAUUUAACUGACUAUCUUCCAUAAUAAUUGGCAGAUCUGUUUAUACAAUCUGCUAUUGUAAAUUCAAGUGCAAUGCUUAGACCUGAACCUAAAGGAUCUAAAACUGAAAUUUCAUUUCUAGAAUUUAUGGAUAGAUGUCAACAACCUUAUGAACAAAUUAAAGAUAAAUAUCCAAUCCUUAUUAAAUAUCCUUUCAGCAGUCAAAGAAAGAGGAUGUCUAUUAUUAUAGAUGUAGGAGGAGGAUAGUAAAGAUUAGUAUGCAAAGGAGCAUCAGAAAUGGUAUUAGCUGCUUGUACCUAAUAUCAUUCUAAGACAGAAGGAGUCAAAAGAAUUGAUUCAAGAGUUGUUGAAGAUGCCAUUGAAAGUAUGGCAAAAAAAGCAUUAAGAACAAUAUGCUUGGCUUAUAAAAAUAUCUCAAAUGCUGCUGAUUUAAUAAGCAAAGAUGAUAAAGGUGUUUAUAAUAUUGAAUAAAAUGAUUUAAUAUUAUUAGCAGUUUUAGGCAUUAAGGAUAUUAUUAGAUAGGAAGUUCCUAGAGCUAUUGAAUUAUGUAAAAGAGCAGGAAUAAAAGUAAGGAUGGUGACUGGUGAUAAUAUUACUACAGCAAGAGCAAUAGCAAAUGAAUGUGGAAUAAUAAGCAACUCUGAAGAUAGUAUAGUUAUGGAAGGACCUGAAUUUGUAAGAAGAAUUGGAGGUGUUGUUUGCAAGAAUUGUCAUCCAGAUGAUUGUAAUUGUGUGAGAGAUAGUUAAACAGCAGAGAAAGAGAACAAGAAAUUAAGGAUUGACACAAUAGCAAAUGCUGAAGAGUUUGAUAAGAUUUAUCCAAAUCUUGAUGUUUUGGCUCGUAGUAGACCAGAAGAUAAGUAUGCUUUAGUUACUGGUUUAAUUGAAAGAAAUCAUGUAGUUGCUGUAACUGGAGAUGGUACUAAUGAUGCUCCAGCUUUAAAAAAAGCAGAUGUUGGAUUUGCAAUGGGAGUCUCAGGAACUGAAGUUGCAAGAGAAGCUGCAGCUAUCAUCUUAUUAGAUGACAAUUUUAAUUCUAUAGUUAAGGCUGUGAUGUGGGGUAGAAAUGUCUAUGAUAACAUAAAGAAAUUUCUGAGAUUUUAAUUGACUGCUAAUUUAGUCAGUGUUUCAUUGACUUUGAUCGGGGCUGCUCUAUUGAGAUAAGAAAUAUUAAAACCUAUUCAAUUGCUUUGGGUCAAUCUAAUAAUGGACACUUUGGGAUCUUUGGCUUUAGCUACAGAACCACCAUCUGAAAAAUUGUUGAAUCGUAAACCACAUGAUAGAAAUGAAUACAUCAUAUCCAAAAAGAUGUUUAAAUUUAUUAUAGGAACAGCACUCAUUUAGGUUGGGGUUGUUCUAAUAAUUGUUUUCUUAGGAGAUAAAUUUCUACCAGAAUAUCAAGAUGCUUAUGAUACAUCUAUAUUUAGUGGCCCUAAAAUAAGAUUCAAAUAUAGUAAUCACAAUUGUGUUACUGAUUUUGAUUAAUUAAAAUCAUUAGGACUUACUAAACUUAAUUAAACAUCUUCUACUGAUAAUCCAGAUGACUCUGAUAAAUGUUUAUUAACAAAAUGUGUCUGUAAAAAUUAAGAAUGUUAUGAAAUCUAAUGCCCUCCUUGUUUAUACAAUGAAGAUUCAUGUUCAAUAGUUGCAAGUGGAAGAUUAAUGACAGUUCAGGGAGAUUAAGAUUAUUAUAUUAUGUAUAACAUAGAACAUGAAGGCAGUAGACAUGUAAUUACUUUUAAGUAUUUUAGUUCACCUAUGUCUUUAAUGUAUUCAUCAUGUUAUAAUUGUUUAAUUUCUUAAAUAGCAGAAGAAUAACUGACGAAAUUAAUAUUCUUGAUAAUAUUACUAAUCACUCUGCUUUCCUUCUUAUUGUCCCUUUCAUUUUCUGCAUUCAAAUUUUGAUGGUUACUUUUGGAUCUGCUGCCAUUGGACUUUAUAGUUAUUAUGGGUUAUAAAUCAAACAAUGGUUAAUUGGAAUUGGAUUUGGUAGUAUCUCUUUAAUAGGAUGUCUUAUACUCAAAUUAAUUCCUGAAGAUAACUUUUGUAAAUAAAUGGAAACUUAAAAAGUUGCACCUCUUCAACAAGAAGUUAAUCUCUCUUCUAACAAACCAGAAUAAACUCGUAAUGCUCUUGCAAAUCGUUAUUCCUAAUUGUCAAGACAUCCAGAUCUUCCAGUUCAUUGA
Paramecium sonneborni is the source of this 3554-nucleotide messenger RNA. NCBI's taxonomy places the organism in Eukaryota, Ciliophora, Oligohymenophorea, Peniculida, Parameciidae. The record is from the annotation of a GenBank genome assembly.